AUGACCACGGACACCUUGUACAACCUCAGGUACAAAGCACAGACAGGCCACAACGGCUACUCUACGAGUGCAAAGAUCAGCCCCAAUGGAGCUUACAUUGCCACGAGCUCAUCAGACUGCACCAUCAGACUGUUCGACUUGGAGAAUGGCUCAAAACUGAUUCGAGUCCUGGAAGGACAUCGUGAUGGUGUAAACGAUAUCUCAUGGUCCCCUGACUCGAGACACCUGGCAUCUGUUAGCGACGAUAUGACUCUGAGGGUGUGGGACGUGGAAUACGGCGAAUGUAUAAGCGUGAUGCAAGGGCACACGUAUCAUGUGACAUGUGUUGAGUUCAACCAUAAGGGCAACUUGCUGGUGACUGGGAGCUCAGACGAAGCCAUCAGGCUGUGGGAUGCUCUGAAUGCCAAAUGCCUCAAGACGCUCAGCGCACACAGUGACCCGAUAGCAGCUGUGGAUCUAUGCUGGGACAGCACGAUCAUCGCGAGUGCGAGUUAUGACGGUAUGAUCCGACUGUUUGACACUGAGAGUGGCCAGUGUCUGAAAACGUUGAUAUACGAUAAGGGAGGCUCCUCGUUCCCUGUGUCGUACGUGAGAUUCUCGCCAAAUGGCAAGUAUCUGCUGUCCACAACGUUGGACAACACUCUAAGGCUGUGGGAUUAUAUGAACAACAAGGUUGUGAAGACGUUCCAAGGCGCCAAACUGGAAAAGUACACCUGUUCUUCGAGGUUCAUAAUGGCCAAGGACCCGCUCAUCGCCUCGGGAACUGAGACAGGUGACGUGCUAAUAUGGGACCUACAGUCAAAGGGCAUCAUUGCCACUUUGAAGGUGUCAACCUCGCCCGUACUGGCAAUCGACGUACUCAACAAUACGCUGAUCGCAAUGGACAUACAAGGUAACUUGCUCUGUUACGACCUUAACGAGGGGUUCAGUGGCUACGACAGCGAGCGGACUGAUACUAACUGA
Molecule: messenger RNA, 963 nt
Organism: Williopsis jadinii
Lineage: Eukaryota; Fungi; Ascomycota; Saccharomycetes; Phaffomycetales; Wickerhamomycetaceae
Product: WD40 repeat domain-containing protein
Exons: 1
Coding region: 1-963 (320 amino acids)
Molecular function (GO): protein binding
Source: RefSeq, a predicted model, not a curated record